UGAAUUUGCAUUGUAAAGUCUGUUAUCUGUUACAAUGGUCGUGGGUAUCCUCAGGGUGAUGCCAUUGCAUUGCCGGACGCUGUUAUUGUGCAACUGGGGGCCAAGUUACUUUGUUUCGACGUUGGUAUUCUUGCGAAUCGUUUUCUCCAAGAUAUUUGACCAGUUAAUCGAAACCGGUGACGAUCCAGCAGCCUGCAUGGGCCGGCGGACGCUGGUCCUGGCGAACCACCAGAGCACAGGAGACGUGCCGCUUCUGAUGACCACGUGGAACCCUCGGCGUGGUGUGCUGUCAAAUCUGAUGUGGAUCAUGGACAGGGUGUUCAAGUUUACCAACUUUGGCAUCGUCAGCGUGCUGCAUGAGGACUUCUUUAUUCAAGCGGGCAAAGACAAGCGAGAUCAGUCCCUGGAUGAGCUAAGAGAGCACAUCCACAGGAGCUACAUCCCGUUGGGACGGCAGUUCAUGGUGCUGUUCCCCGAAGGGGGCUUCUUGCACAAGAGAAGAGAAGUAAGCCAAAGAUUUGCUGAGAAGAACAACUUACCUAAGCUUGAAUACGUGUCAUUGCCGAGAGCUGGUGCUAUGAAGGUGAUCCUGGAGGAGAUGGGACCUCUGAGGGACGAGAAUACUGCUAGCACUUCUAAAGCGGGAGCUAGGAAAGAUGACAAUUGCAACCAAAGCUGCUCCAGGAGCCGGAUUUUAGUAAACAAAGAGAUCGGAGACACCAUUGAGUGGAUUCUGGACGUCACCAUCGCAUACCCUGAUAGAGUACCACUGCUGCUUCAGGACAUCGUCUGCGGGUUCCGAAGUCCUUGCAGGACCUAUAUUCAUUAUAGGCUGUAUCCUUGUACUGAUGUACCAGCAGAUUCAGAAGGCAUGACGAACUGGUUAUACGACAGGUUCGUCGAAAAGGAUAAGAUGCUAGAAGAAUUCUAUCGCACCGGCAAAUUCCCUCCCCACGGUCCCACUCCAAACCUCGAACGGACAGUCAGACAAGACAACGUCCGAUAUCUAAUACUGCAUUCGUUCUUUCUAGCAUCUACUUAUAUACAGCUUAAAAUGUAUUAUUAUUUACUUACCCUUUUUUAUUAGCAUCCUUUUGAGAAUUUACGGGUAGACCAGGCGUGAUGUGAUCAGUGUUUUUGGUUGAUUUGGUUGUGGUGUCUUUUUUAUUUAUUACACAAAAUGCUUUCUUGUACGUUGUGCAUUAUUUUGAACAAACUGAACAGUCUAUGAU
Messenger RNA from Plodia interpunctella (Indianmeal moth), 1232 nucleotides. Its product is annotated as acyl-CoA:lysophosphatidylglycerol acyltransferase 1-like. The transcript has 6 exons. Gene Ontology annotation, biological process: phosphatidylinositol acyl-chain remodeling. Gene Ontology annotation, molecular function: acyltransferase activity. NCBI's taxonomy places the organism in Eukaryota, Metazoa, Arthropoda, Insecta, Lepidoptera, Pyralidae. Gene Ontology annotation, cellular component: endomembrane system; endoplasmic reticulum. The record is from RefSeq and is a predicted model, not a curated record. Bases 35 to 1087 code for a protein of 350 amino acids.